This is a messenger RNA of Hemicordylus capensis (graceful crag lizard), 2929 nucleotides long. RefSeq names its product transmembrane protein 178A (gene TMEM178A). The transcript is spliced from 3 exons. Bases 1172 to 1519 code for a protein of 115 amino acids. Gene Ontology annotation, cellular component: endoplasmic reticulum membrane. The record is from RefSeq and is a predicted model, not a curated record. Lineage: Eukaryota; Metazoa; Chordata; Lepidosauria; Squamata; Cordylidae. Gene Ontology annotation, biological process: negative regulation of osteoclast differentiation; regulation of cytosolic calcium ion concentration.
CCACUUAUACAAGUGGCCUUCCUAAUGUGCUGCUAAACAUUACAAUUCACCAUAGUAGUGGCUGGGAAGUUGCCCACAUAAUAUUGCACUCUACAUUAGGAAACAUUGCAUGUCAUCCAGCCUUUUAACGGUGGCAGUGAUGAUGUAGGCAUUGCAUUAUGGGCAAAAAGGAGAUGGCAGCCACCAACAUGGCUGCCAAGGAGUUCUCUGGGCUGCUGCCACUCAUUUGGUAGAGACUUACUUUGGUGACAGUAGCAAUGGCUCUGAGUGCUUCUUGGUGAAGGCCAUCUUUUUUUUUUUUAACUCCAUGAAAUUGAGCACUGGUCAGACUCCGCCUUGGCUGUGGCCCUUCCGAUGACUCUCAGCCCCUGGCCAAUGCCUGAGUUGGUUGACCCUGAUGCCAGGCCUGCCAGGAUGCCUUAUAAAACCCAUAUUUUAAAAGCCUGGGCAAAUAAAAAGUUCUUAAUUUGGUACUGAAAAGGCUAAUGCUUGGCCCUAAGUAAUCUUCCAGGGGAGAAAGUGUUGGGAAUUCUCUCUGGUAAGAGAUACCCUUCUAAUAUAGUAGAGUGCACAGAGGCACAACACAGCGGAAUCUGCCCAGGCAUACAUGUAUGCUGAGAGUAAAAUAACUUGGAGCCAGUUCAUAGUUUCAAAUCAAUAUAAGGAGUCUUUAUUAGUGAACUCCAUUCUAGAGAGUAAAGUGGAGAGAUAGGAUCUCUAAUCUAGCUAGCUAGCUGGAUUCAGAUAGAUUCAUCUUUGCACACAUGGUGCAGGGAGAGAGGAGCUUGCAUGUUGCAAGAGAGAAGGAAGGGAGGGGAAGGAAGAGGAAGUGGCCAGGCAGGCAGGCAGGAAGUUCAUCCCUAAGAGUAGCAAUCUACAUACCAAAGGGAUAGUGUCAGAGCAGUAGAGAAGGGAUGAUCAAUGUCUUGACCUCUCUAGCCCUCUGACUCAAUAAUCUGUCCCCCUCUGUCACUAAGACAUGAGACAGCGCAAAGUCCUUCACUUCCAACAGAAAGCUCCAGAGUCAGGGCCCCACAGCUGAGAAGGCCCUGUCCUGGGUCAUUACCCACCUCACCUCUGAAGGCAGAGAUACCUGAAGAAAGGCCUCUGAGUCUGAGUAGGAUCUUAGCACCUGGCAGAUCUCAGAAGAAUCACAGCAGGCUUUCUUGGGAUGGCAGCAGCUGUUCUUCUCUGCGGGUGCAUCGUGACAACAGUCAGUUUCUUUUGGGAAGAGAGCCUCACACAGCACGUUGCUGGCCUUCUUUUCCUUAUGUCAGGCAUCUUUUGCACUAUUUCCCUCUGCACUUACGCAGCAAGCGUCUCCUAUGACUUAAACCGCCUACCCAAAUUCAUCUACAGUCUUCCUGAGGACGUUGAACAUGGAUACAGCUGGUCUAUAUUCUGCGCUUGGUGCAGCUUAGGACUCAUUGUAGCAGCAGGAUGUCUUUGUGCCACUUAUCAGUUCAUUAGCAGGACAAAGAUUAGUCAUCUCAAGGCUAGCAGAGACUCUUCCGUAUGACUGCUUAUGGGGGGGGGGAGGGCGGUGGUGGUAAUCUUCUUUCCCCCUGUGAGGUGGCCCGUGAAGAAUAGUCUUCAAGGAUUUAUAAGGGAGCUAAAGUCGGAUUUCUAAGCACAAGAACCCUGAUCCCUUAAAUGCCAAACGUUGUGUCUUACUAGUCGGAAAACAAAGAGGAGUUCUUUGCCUUCAGAGCGGCUGGAAUAAAACCUUCAGGUGACAAAAGUUAUUGUGGAGCCAACAACGGCAAUUCAGCACAUUGUAUAUGCACAUGUCAUAAAUGAGGUGGGGCUGUUCGUUCCCGCUUGGAGAGGAAAACUAUGUUUGACAUUUAGGGCUGUUUUUUUUUUAGUGGAGGUUUGCAGACAAGGUAGCAACCAACAAAAACCAACCAUCCCUGCCAAAAAUCCCCUUAUCAUCUUGGAUCAGUCUUUGAAUUUUGACUUUUUAAAGAAACAAAAUGUGAAAGAAGUCUUAACUUCUCUUCUAGGGUCAUUAGUAGUCACCAAACAGUAGUGAGUGGGAGAUUCCUUAAAGCAGUCUUCUUCAUAGUAAGGCUAGGUGCCAGUGGUGGUCCCCAUCGGCCCUAAUUGUUUAUUGGGCUGGUGAAGUUUCAGCAAAAAGCUGGAUAUUCUGCACAGCCCACCUGGCAUCAUACAGAGACAGCCAUUUCCACCAUGCAGUGCUGUGCUCAGCACUGGGAGGUCUUAAGGGAAACCAAGGCCUCUUGAGCCCCUAAGAAGGCAAGCAUUAGAAGGCAAGCAUACUGGGAAAUAUAGCCCUUCCCUGUGCUUUCCUCCUUCAGCUCUUGAGGGAGAGCCAUAAAACUGUUCUAACAUAAUGAGUGGAUGGAGGGGCAAUUGGUGUUAGAAGCACUACAGAGAAAGGAAUCAGAGGGUAGGGCUCCCAGAAUGGAGCAGGACCCAUCAGUGAGCCAUAUAGAAUCCUACUGGCUGAUGCCUUUAUUGGUUUAAAAAAACAAAACAAAAAAACACCCAACCCUACUGAUUUGCCUGCUAUAUGAUAGCAACAUUCCUCCCUGAAAUACAUUUUGUAUUUCAUAUGAAACCAAAUACCAUGUAUAAAUGAGAUUAAUUUUAUGAGGGAUUACAUACUUAGUAGAAUUGUUGGAAGUAACAUGUUGUAAAACCCCAGCCUCUUUGUCUAAAUGAGUGGUAGAACAUCGCUUUCUGUUAAUAGUGUUAGAUUUCUGAGUGAGUGAUUGGAAAUGGGUUCUUCUUGAAUAGUGGUGUAAAUUUGAAACAAAAACACAACCAUAAGUAAAAGGCAAAUGUGACUGCAAAUGUGUCUCCAGUCACAUGGUUACACUGGUUUCAGGUUUGUUUUUUUUAAUAAUUUCUCAGAUCAAACUACCUAUAUGAAGCAGAAAAAGUAAAUAAGCUUUUCAACUCA